AUGUCUGAGCACCGCAUCAUCGACAUGUCCACGGCUACUACUACAGGUGCGCACACCGAGGAGAGCCCGCAGGGCUCGACGAGGGAUAGCAAAGCUAACAAAUCAGGAGAAGACAAGUACUCGGUCAUCCUGCCGACGUACAAUGAGCGCAAGAACCUGCCCGUCAUUGUCUGGCUGCUUGCCAAGAUGUUCGAGGAGAACAACCUGCAGUGGGAGAUUAUCGUUGUCGACGACGCGUCGCCCGACGGAACGCAGGACGUUGCGCGCCAGCUCGGCCGUAUCUACGGCGAGGACAAGAUUCCGCGAGCAGGCAAGCUCGGCCUCGGCACGGCGUACGUCCACGGCCUCAACUUCUGUACCGGCAACUUUGUGAUCAUCAUGGACGCCGACUUCUCCCACCACCCCAAAUUCAUCCCCGAGUUCAUCAAGCAGCAAAAGAUGCACAACCUCGACAUUGUGACCGGCACGCGGUACGCGUCCAGCCCCUCUCCCGCGUCGAACGGGCGCGUAGGCCUGGGCCCCGGGGGCGUGUACGGGUGGGACCUGAAGCGCAAGCUCGUCUCGCGCGGCGCCAACUAUCUCGCCGACACGGUGCUGCAGCCGGGCAUCUCGGACCUGACGGGCUCGUUCCGUCUCUACCGCCUUCCGGUCAUUCGCGACAUCAUCGGGCGCUGUACAUCCAAGGGGUACGUGUUCCAGAUGGAGAUUGUCGUGCGCGCGCGCUCGCUCGGAUACACCAUCGGCGAGGUGCCGAUUACCUUUGUCGACCGCAUUUUUGGGGAGAGCAAGCUCUCUGGAAACGAGAUUGUCGGGUAUGCCAAGGGCGUCGCCAACUUGUGGUGGGGCGUUGAGUAA
Molecule: messenger RNA, 855 nt
Organism: Trichosporon asahii var. asahii CBS 2479
Lineage: Eukaryota; Fungi; Basidiomycota; Tremellomycetes; Trichosporonales; Trichosporonaceae
Product: GPI anchor biosynthesis-related protein
Exons: 4
Coding region: 1-855 (284 amino acids)
Biological process (GO): protein O-linked glycosylation via mannose; GPI anchor biosynthetic process
Cellular component (GO): endoplasmic reticulum membrane
Molecular function (GO): dolichyl-phosphate beta-D-mannosyltransferase activity
Source: RefSeq, a predicted model, not a curated record